Molecule: messenger RNA, 225 nt
Organism: Coniosporium apollinis CBS 100218
Lineage: Eukaryota; Fungi; Ascomycota; Dothideomycetes
Product: conidiation-specific protein 10
Exons: 2
Coding region: 1-225 (74 amino acids)
Source: RefSeq, a predicted model, not a curated record
AUGACAGACAACACCAACCCGGGCAACUUCGCCAACCGCCCCAAGGAGGAGGUCCAAGAGAUCGCAUCCAAGGGCGGCCAGGCAAGCAAAGGUGGUUUCGCAUCCAUGGAUCCGGACAAGCAGAAGGAGAUCGCCUCGAUGGGCGGCAAGGCCUCGUCGGGCAGCUUCGAGAAGGGCAGCGAGAAGGCUAAGGAGGCUGGUCGGAAGGGGGGUCAGGCGUCUUAG